AUGGACCACUCCUUCACGCGCUACCGGCUGCUGGAACGCCACGGCAUCCCAACCUCACCUUUCCUAGCUGCUUGCCGCGCCAUUAUUCCGUGUGUCGAGAAACUUGGAAGCACCGCGUUUGCACCCGUCAAAGGCGAUGUACUUGGCAACAUUGAAAAGAUUGAAAAGGCCUAUCUGAUCGAACCAGACGGUCGACACACGCUGCAAGCUCUGGUGCAGGACGAACUGACCCGAAAGGUGCAUACAGCAAGCGGCUCGGCGACGGACGCCCUGCUCUGGCUGCAGCGUGCCCUGAGUUUUCUCUGCAGUAUGUUGGAGGAGUUGGCCAAUGGCAAUCAUAACAUGUCAAAGGCAGCAUCCAACGCGUACAACUCGACGCUGAGCAAGCACCACAACUGGAUUGUUCGCGGUCUUUUCUCGGUCGUCUUGCAGAGCGUGCCCGAGUACUCCACUUUUAUCAAAACUCUGGGUCCGGCCAACGAGCACUGCGUGCUGGAAGACAUGGAAGUCUACGUGACCGCCCUCAAGACGCAGCUUCGCAUUCUACAAUCCUUUUAUGCUGAUAAUCAUCUCGAGGUGUAG
Monosiga brevicollis MX1 is the source of this 582-nucleotide messenger RNA. RefSeq lists its product as uncharacterized. Gene Ontology annotation, molecular function: ceramide 1-phosphate binding; ceramide 1-phosphate transfer activity. Gene Ontology annotation, biological process: ceramide transport; intermembrane lipid transfer. The transcript is spliced from 4 exons. The coding region runs from base 1 to 582 and encodes 193 amino acids. NCBI's taxonomy places the organism in Eukaryota, Choanoflagellata, Craspedida, Salpingoecidae. The record is from RefSeq and is a predicted model, not a curated record. Gene Ontology annotation, cellular component: cytosol; membrane; cytoplasm.